GGGGGGGGGGAAACAAAACUUUUAGGACAGUUAUCAUGGAGGCAGUGACAACUGCGGCGUUUCUACACCUUUGUUUGUGCGCCACAGCGGCGGUUUCGGAUAUCGGCUCCACGGAAACGCUCGUGCUGUCUGCACCGGGCGACAUCGCGACACUUCCGUGUUACACGGACAGCGACGUUCCACCGACUCUCACGACGUGGGCGAAGAACGGACGUGAGGUCGCGAGAGGCGACGCCUCUUCGCCGAGCCCUCCGUCCGCCGGACGGCGUGUCGCGGUGACGACCGACGGCGGCCUGAGCAUCGGGACGGUGGCGCGCGGGGACGAGGGCGCCUACCUGUGCAGCUCCACGCUGCCGGGCAACAACACCUUUCACGCACGCGUCUCGCUGCAAGUGGCCAGUGGUCCAGAAAAUGUAUCCGCGUCCAUCGGCCCAGCGACCGCCCUGGCCAACGGGACGCUCGUCGUCUUUCGGGGUUCGAGCGUCUCCUUCAACUGCUCCGGCGCCUCCUACCCGGCUCAGCGGCUGACCUGGGCGACGCCCGGCAACGAGUCGCUGGCUUCGACCUCCGGGUCCUGGCUGGACUUCAGGAUGGAACGCGUUCAGCCCAGCGCUCAGGGACUUUACAGCUGCAGGGCCCGCAACCCCGUCUCCGGUCGGGAGGUCAAUACGAGCUCACAGCUGCUGGUGUACUACGUCCCAGACCGACACCCUGAGUGCACGUGGGCACCGGCACAGGACCCCUCCCACGCCCAGUUCAACUGCACCUGGUUUGGAGCGUAUCCCACCCCGACGCUGCGCUGGGGGGAGGACGAGGGGAACCGAGGAGCUCGCCGGAACGGAAGCGUUUACGCAUCGGGCUCGACGGAGAGCCUGUCGGUGACGCUGGACCGCUCGAUGCUGUCGGACGGGCAGACGCUGAGGUGCGCCGCCCAGCACCUGGCGCUCGCCGCGGUGCCGGGGGCGUCGUGUUCGUUUACCCUCAGAUCUCCGUACCCUGAAGGCGAGCCGCUGGUCACGGCGCUGGAGGCGACCGACGUGACGCUAACGUGCACCGAAGCCGUGUCCCUCCCCCCCGCGAACACCACGUGGAGAAGAGGGCUCCGGCAGGAGGCCGUCGUUCCCGGGUGGAAGUACGUCGUGUCGGAGGAAGGCCCCGUCCUCGAGCUGAAAAUACUCAACAUCAGCAAGGACGACGAGGGCGUCUACUUCUGCCGCAGCGAGAACGCGCUCGCCGUCCGCGAGCUGGAGGUCUACCUCACGGUGAAGACCUCCUCGACGUACACGGGAGCGAUCCUCGGGGUCUUCAUCGCCGCGCUGAUCGUGGGAUCGGCCGCCAUCGUAGCCAAAACCCUUUACUUCAACCGGCAUCGAUUCUGCCUGGGUGAUGGCUUUGGGCUAAUGGAGGAGGACAGGGGAGACGUGCUGAGUCUGGUGGAGUCGGACGACGAUCAGGUCUUUCAAGACGCCGUUCCCCGUCUCGCCCCGUUAGCCAACGGACUCCAGACGACGCUCGUCCAGAUGCAUCGGAUCCCAUCGAGUGAUCACGAGGAUGCGGAGCCGGCGGACACAAGCCUGCAGCAGCAGGAGGACACAAGCCUGCAGCAGCAGGAGGACACUGCACUGACAGAGGAGCCACAGGAUCUUGUAACAUUUUAGGUUUCGGGUGUUUUUUUGUUUUUUUUUAAGAGACGUGUUUUAACUUCAGUGAAUACCAUUUAGUCCCAAUGACAAUGUGAACAGAAUCGGUGGAAGACGCAUUUAAAAAGAAAAGGGAAAUCAUCUCUUCUAAUUUUUAAACCAGGGCUUAUUUUUGUAUUUUUUUUCGUAAAAAAAGCAUAUUUCUAUGAUUUUGUUUGUACAGCGUUGUGAAAUGUGUUGCUCUGAUAUUGAGACGUGUGCAGUAAAUUUUAAGCUGUGACGUGACACUACCUAUUCGUGCUUACUCCCCCACCCCGCCCGGGGUUGUACGUGUUAUGCGCAUCAUUUAGAGGUGAACUAUGACGAUCCCAGUCCAAAAUGCAGCUCCAGGCUUAAAAAAAUGUAGUGGAGUGAGUUUGCUCGUCAUCUUAUUGGCGUAGGAUGUAAUGGAGGGUUUUCUCACCGUCCGGAAAACCACUUGAAUCCAGCCAGGUCGACAUGAGCAAUAGUGAGCGUGAAAUAUUUCUUUGUUUUUUUUUACUCAGUAUGUGAGUAUCGGUACUAUAAACAAUAUUUUUAGAUGAUUUUGUUCUGUGUAAAUAUUUAGACUACGAUCUAAAAGUGAAAUCAAUGACAAUCUGCAUAUAAAAAAUGUAGUCAUGCACUCAGCUAGCACAGUAUAAGACUGUAACCUCUUGAAUUGCAAAUGUUCCUUUUUUUUAAAUAUUCCCUUUUUUUUUUAUAAAUAAAAAGGUUUUUUCAAGUCU
Molecule: messenger RNA, 2407 nt
Organism: Cyclopterus lumpus (lumpfish)
Lineage: Eukaryota; Metazoa; Chordata; Actinopteri; Perciformes; Cyclopteridae
Gene: vsig10
Product: V-set and immunoglobulin domain containing 10
Exons: 9
Coding region: 36-1658 (540 amino acids)
Biological process (GO): cell-cell adhesion
Cellular component (GO): cell-cell junction
Molecular function (GO): cell adhesion molecule binding
Source: RefSeq, a predicted model, not a curated record